AUGAUAAUUGAUGCGUAUAUCCUCUUCUUCAUCUCUGCCCCAUGAGAAGGCAUUUUCACCAAUAUUUGUUCCUCUUAUCUCCAAUAAUUUUUCUACCCUUACUAGAUCAUCUCUUUUUUGUCACCUUGUCGGUUUCAUUUAUCUUCAUCAUCAAGGUUUUACCUCAAUGAGUUGAAUGUGUUUGAUCGCAAUACAAGAUAAAGAUGUUGCAUAGGGCAGCAACCAAUGCUUAUUCAUGGUGGUGGGCAAGCCACAUUAGGACAAAACAAUCCAAAUGGCUGGAACAAAGCCUCCAAGAUAUGGAGGAGGUGGUGGCCAAGACGCUCAACAUCAUCAAUAACAACGGGGACUCGUUUGCAGAGAGGGCAGAAAUGUACUACAGGAAGAGGCCAGAGCUAGUGACUUUUGUGGAAGAAGCAUUUCGAACAUUUAGAGCAUUAGCUGAAAGAUAUGAUCAUCUAUCAAAGGAGCUUCAAAGUGCAAACCGCACCAUUGGCAGUAUCUUCCCAGAACAAGUCAAAUAUAGAAUAGAUGAAUAUGAUGAUGAAGAAAGUGUUCCUGGACCAAAUUCAUCAUCUCCAUACCUAGGGAUGGACCCAGAUCCCAACAAUCAAAUACAAACACCAGGUAUCCCAAAAGCUCCAGAAGUCCCAAAGAAGGAUUUUAGAGGUCCAGCCAUGUUACUCUCCAAGAAGGGACCACUAAAGAAGAAUUUCAGUUCUGAAAAAUCUGUUUCAACAACUCCUAGCUCAGGACUGAGUAAGGUUGAAGCACUAGCAGAAGUAGACAAGCUUCAGAAAGAAAUUUUGACACUACAGACUGAGAAAGAGUUUGUUAGGAGCUUGUAUGAGAAUUCCUAUGAGAAGUACUGGAAAAUUGAAGACCAGAUUACAGAAAUGCAAAAAAGAGUUUGCACCUUAGAAGAUGAGUUUUGCAUUAGUACUGUCAUAGAGGAUAAUGAAGCAAGAGUUUUGAUGGCAACCACAGCAAUUAAUUCAUGCAAAGAAACCUUGGCUAAGUUGCAAGAAGUGCAAGCAGAAUCAUCUGAAGAAGCUAAAGCAGCAUAUGAAAGGGUAAAGGAAGCUCAUGACAAGUUUGAAGCCCUUAGAGACCAGUUCCUUUCCAAGCAUGCGGGUCUGCAAGACCGAGAAACAGGACCACAACGUGAAGAGGAAGAGAUAGCUAGCUUGGAAGAAGAGAUGCAGGAUCAUGACAUGGUGCUUUUGCGAGAGAGGAUUAAGGAAAAGCUUGAGGAAGAUUCAGGUAACUCCCUCGGUAUGACAGAAAUGGCCGAGAGGAUUGAUGAUCUUGUGAGUAAGGUUGUGACUUUGGAAACUGCGGUCACUUCUCAGACUGGUUUGGUAAAGAGGCUGAGAUCAGAAGCAGAUGAACUUCAGACGAAUUUACAAAGCUUGGAAGAGGACAAGGAAAUGUUGAUAGAAGAUUCAGAAAUAACCAACAAGAAGCUAAAGGAAUUGGAGGAGGAGUUGACAAGAGUUAAAAUUAUUGAUCGGAGUGUCAAAAGGCAAGACAACAACCUCCAAACACAUUUCACUGAAGCUGAUUGUAAUCUUGAGCAUCUUUCAGGAAGAUUGAAGAAUGUGAAGCUAGAUGAAGAGGGGGAGAAUAAUGUACUUUACAACAAAAGUCCAGAUGAAAAACUUAGAGAGGAGGAGUCUGAAAAAUCUAGUGAUAAAUUGUCUACUGAUAAUUUAGUAACCAUAAAUGAUGUCAAGACAGAAAAGGAGGAGAAGGAAGAUUAUGAUGUAAAUCUUGGUGAUGUCAGAAAUGAAGACGACAACACCAGUUUGAAGGAAAAUAUUGAUUUUGGGACUGAAGGAGUUCUUGAGCUAACACAACAAGAUAAGGGUGAUUUGUCUGAGACAUUGAGUAUUCUUGACACUGAAUCACUUAAUCUGGGGACUGCCGAGGAAAAAGAUCAACCUAACUUGAGGAAGAUGCUUGAAAGUGGAUUAGAUGACAGAGAAAAGAUUCCAUUGAAUGAGUACAAUUCAGUUUUAGAGAACUAUAAGGAUGCAAAGGUGAAGCUCAAUGAUGUGGAGAAGAAAAAUCGAAAUAGCAUUUUUGAGUUAGCACUUCAGGUAAGAGAAUUGAAGGAUGUUGUUACCACUAAGGAUAAAGAGAUAAACAUUUUACAACAGAAGUUAAGAUGUUCAGAAACAAAUCCAGAUGAAAGUCCUAGAACCAUUCUCACAGAAUAUAGAUAUACACCACAAGAAGCGCUUCUUCGAAACGCAGCUCAAGGCCUUGAAAUUCCAUCUUCAAACAUAGAUACAAGCAUAGUUAGUACUUCUUUAGCUGAGCAACACCAGCAUAUAAACCGGGUUGAAAAGCAUCAUUCCCUUUCAACCAUGGAAAAGAAAUUUCGAUCAGACAUUGAUGAUUUGAUGGAGGAAAACUUAGAGUUCUGGUUGAGAUUUAGCACCUCAGUUCAUCAGAUUCGAAAGUUCCAAAAUUCCAUACAAGACUUGAAAGAUGAUCUAAGGAAAAUAAAGGAAGAAAGUAGGUCUGAAGGGAACUCAAAUUCUACACAGCAAUCAGUAAUAAAGGCAAUAUAUGGACACCUGAGAGAGAGCAGAACUGAGUUAUCAGUGUGGCUAGAACAUAGUGAAAUAUUGCAGGAGGAGUUGCAUGGUAGGUAUCCAUCAUUGUGUAACAUACAAGAUGAAAUAGCACGAGCAGCAAAUCCAGAUUCUACAUUAGAAAAAACAGGACUAAGUGAUUAUCAGGCUGCAAAGUUUCAAGGUGAGGUUCUCAAUUUGAAGCAGGAGAGCAACAAGAUUUCCAGUGAAUUGCAAGCAAGUCUCAGAUUUGUGAAGGGACUUAAAAAUGAAGUUGAGAAGAUCCUGGAAGAACUGAGUCCAGCAAUUGGAAUUCGCAGUCACCAGGACAGCCAGGACCACAUGAAACACUCCUCAAGUCGUGCUAGAAUACCAUUGAAGUCUUUUUUGUUUGGAAUCAAGUUAAAGAAGCAAAGGCAAUCGGCCAUGUCACAUACUAGUACAAAGCUAGAGAAACAAGAUAGUGAUAUAGCAGCAGCUAAAAACGCCCCAUUAUAGACCAAGUUUUAUUUUCUUUUUAAGUACUUAGACAACUCUACCAAGUUUCAUUUGUAUUUUUUCCUUAAGAUUUGAUCUAUUUGAAAUGGUAGAACUAUUUUGAGAUAC
Molecule: messenger RNA, 3188 nt
Organism: Lotus japonicus
Lineage: Eukaryota; Viridiplantae; Streptophyta; Magnoliopsida; Fabales; Fabaceae
Product: protein NETWORKED 2A-like
Exons: 4
Coding region: 204-3080 (958 amino acids)
Molecular function (GO): actin binding
Source: RefSeq, a predicted model, not a curated record